AUGAGAGCGAAUUUCUUCCGCCGGUCCGCUCUUGAUCCCUAUGUAGAUACAGCUGACGAUCGAUCGCUAACGAUCGGGUCAGCUGUGUGGCACAUAGCACGACGCAUAGUUGGUGGUCAAACGAUUCCGAUCGCCUCGGCUCCCUACGUGGUGGCCCUGGUAGAUAACCUUGGACAAUCAUGCUGCACUGGUGCUUUGAUAAGUUCUUGCUGGAUAAUGUCGGCUGCCCAUUGUGCGACAAACCGAGCAACUCCGGCUUUUAUCCGAGUCGGAUCUAAAUUUGGAAAUAAAGGUGGUGAGCUGUACGGAGUAGAAAAAAUAGUGAAACACCCGAACUACCAUCCUAGUGGAUACGACUAUGACUUGGUAUUGAUCAAGUUGACCAACGAUGUCCCGUUCAGUAGCGCGGUGAAACCGGUAAUGUUGCCGGCCUUGAACGAACCCCCCCUACCGGUCGGAAAGAUGCUCAUUGUGUCAGGGUUUGGCAAAACUAAAACUUUUGAAGAUGUGCUAAAUCAGCAAAAGCUGCGCUCUGUAAGUGUACCGAUUGUGAGUCAACACGACGGCCAGCUAGCCUACCCCGGCCGUGUAACAGACCGAAUGAUGUGUGCUGGAUAUCCUGACGGUGGUAAGGAUAGUUGCCAAGGCGAUUCCGGUGGCCCCCUCAUCGACGGUGAUACACUCGUCGGGAUAGUUUCUUGGGGCAGAGGAUGUGGCAUGCCCAAUUCCCCUGGAGUCUACGUCCGUGUCUCGGCUUUUCGUGAUUGGAUUAACGAAAUAACUGGAAUUUGA
Molecule: messenger RNA, 792 nt
Organism: Ochlerotatus camptorhynchus
Lineage: Eukaryota; Metazoa; Arthropoda; Insecta; Diptera; Culicidae
Product: trypsin 3A1-like
Exons: 2
Coding region: 1-792 (263 amino acids)
Biological process (GO): proteolysis
Molecular function (GO): serine-type endopeptidase activity
Source: RefSeq, a predicted model, not a curated record